CAAAAACAAAUAUGGCGAACAGAGGUGGUAAUAGUCAUCGAGGUAUGUAAACCACGAGUAGAGUAUUAAAGUAUGGGAAACAAACAUAGCUAUGUCCAUCCAAUUCAAGAUAGCCACCUACAAAAAGUUUAGCUUAUCAAAUCAAAAGAUGCUGACUUGAAAUAAUAAGGCUUUCUCACACGGUUUGAAAAAGUUGUGACGUGGAAUUAUUUCGUACAAUCCGCUAGCACUUCCGAUCCCUUGUGGAGAUUUUAAUAGCUAUAGUACGUUUAUAAGCUUACACUGUGCCCUUUGUAGUUUUGUCUGUUUCUUUAGUUUUUGUAAGCUAGCGCGAAGAGUUCAGGAUCUGUGGUUUUUCGGAGAAGAGUUUUUAAAGUAAUAAUCAGAAACAGUUAGCUUACAAGUUGAAACCGAUUGAUAAUUUAGCUUAAAUAUCAUACAUCAGGGGCCAGGAGCACUACAACUGAUGAAAUGUUAGAAACAGAAAAUAACCGAAUGGUGGACGACUUAGCUGCCAAAGUUUCUCGUUUGAAAGGAGUAAGUCAGGGAAUUUAUUUUGUGUUUGCAUAGGUGAAGAACCGUGCAUUGAAUAAACUAAUUAAUAUGUUGUUAAACCUAUAAGGAGUAUAGAGUCUGAGAGGGAAAACGUCUUAGAAAUGACAAUAUAUAUAUUCCUCAGUUCUGGCCAUUGCUGGAGUUUUUUUAAUCAUGACCUCCAUUUUCUAAAGAACAAUAGAUUUGUGAUGGCAUGACUGUCUUAACAUAAUGAGAUAAUCUGGACUGCAGAAGUGGAGCAAAUUUCUAUGUGCUGUUGUAUGCGACUGCAAUAAAAAUAUAAUGGCUAAGAGACUGAUACAGGGCUGUCAACCCCCCAUGCAAUCAAAUAUUGAGAAUUGAUAGGGAAGGAAUGAUAGAUGAUGUCAUAUUGCACUACAAAUGACAUCAUUUGUGCCAAAAUGCUCGUUGAUUCCGAUCAAUGUAUAUAGAACAUAAACAGUUCAUAUUUAGCCUCAUUGUUGCUUAAAUUACAGUGGCAUGCCAGAAUUUAUGAGGAAACAUUCCAUGUUGACAGUAGCUCAAACAAUGCAAAAUAUUUGACAUCUUAAGGUCGGAAAGUCGAGUCUACAAGAAAUAGCAACUUUGGCAAUUAUCCAGGAGAUAACAGACUCUGAUCUGGAGACCGGGAGAUACGGUCCAAAAUCUGGAGUCUCCUGGAUUAUGCAGGAGAGCUGACAGCACUGUGAUACCACAGUCAUGACAGCUGGAUGUAUCAGUAUACAUAACCAUCAACUGUUUUGUUUCCUAAAAAGUUUUGUUCUGGCUAGGUACUUUCUUAUAGUUUUCAUAACAAUAUUUCUAGUUUAUGCACAGGUGUGAUAUCCCAGUAUAUCAUAUAUCACUUGAAAAAGUCAUUAAUAAUUCAGAUGCUUAAAGAAGAACAAAAGAAAUUACAGCUAUUUCUAAUGUCUAUAUCUGAUAAAGACACAGUUAAACUUUACGUCCAAUUUUUUAGACCAAAAUAACCCCAAAUCUAAAUAUUAGUGCAAUAAUGUGUUGAUCUAUAUGGGAGAUUUUGAAGCCAUUCAAAAAACAUCAGUCGUGUAUUUCAGGUUUAAAAACUUGAGGUGAACUCAGCUUUCCCUCAAGUUUUUAAACCUGAUAUUACACUCUUGCUCAUUUUUUAAACAGUGCAUCAUUUUUUUCUUUAUUACUUCUUAUUAGAUUGCCAUUGACAUUGAGAAUGAAACCAAGCAACAAAAUAAAUACUUGGAUGGAAUGGUAAGGCAGUCAAGCCAGUCUGUAAUAAAUUACCAAAGCCAAGGAAAGGGGUACUUCAUGCCAUUGGCUAAUGUUCAUAAAUUUCAAGAAAAUGAGUGAUGUAAGCUUUUGUAAGAGAGUGAUGGAAUCCUCAAAUUCUUGUUCACCUCGAGCUGUACUGAUUUUUAUCAUGAGAUGGAUUCUGGAUCCCAACCAAUUGGCCCAAAUUCCAAAACAUGGGUUGAAGCAAAAUAUAUUUUCAAGAUUAAAUAUAUAUAGGUAUAUAUUUUUAGAGUUUGUAUACAUUUAAGGGUUAAGGGUCUUUUUUACUGAUUGAAUGGCCUUUUGUAUUGGGGAACUGUAAUAUUAUUGAGAAAAGAUGUUAUGAUCGCAUAUCAUGUCAUGAGCGUGGGACAAAGAAAAAAUCUGAGUCACUGACGGUGAUUGAACAGGACAUUCUGCCCACCAGUGGAAUGCUGUAAAGAACAGGGUUCACACGCACCUUGAAAGUCCUUGAAAGUCCUUGAGUUUCAAAAUAAAAAUUCAAGGCCUUGAAAGUCCUUGAAAAUUGCAGUCGGUGCUGUAAAGUCCUUGAAUUUCGGUGCUAACUUUAUCCAAUACAGAUUCUCAAGGUUCUAAAAGGAGCAAACACAGAAAGACCUAUCAGGGUAAAAUUGCUCAUGUUGUGGAAGAACCAAAAAAGACAGACUCAAGGCUCUUUUUUGCACUAAAUGGAGUCCUUGAAAAAUGGGAAAUGAGUCCUUGAAAGUCCUUGAAUUUUUUGUUCUAAAAAGGGUACGAACCCUGAAAGAAGGACUCAUGGGAAGCUCCACCAUAAUGUAUAUGUUGUAGUUAAUUUUUUAUGUCAGGUAAUUUUUAUUUUUCCUUUUGUUUCAACUUCAUUAGCAUACAUUAACAUACCCAAAAACAAAAGAAAAACAAAAAUUACCUGAGAUAAAAAAUUAACUACAACAUAUAUAUUUACAAAGUUCAUGUAUUAAAUAUUAUUAUUAUUUUAUAAUGGCUGAUAAAAGUAUUAACUUAAAUUUUAUGAUUUGAAUGUUUUUAUAGGGAGAUGAAUUUAGUAGCUCUUCAAGCCUGUUGGGUGGUAGUGCCGCACGGCUAUCAACAAUGAUUUCUUCUGGACGAUCAAACCGAAAAUUAAUGUGUUACAUGAUAGCUGCACUUGUGGGAAUCUUCUUUUUCGGUUACUAUGCUCUUAGUAGAGUCAUUAUCAAAUAGUCAGAAGAAUCAGAGAUUUUAUCUGAAUUAACUUAAAACACUUAUUUAUUACCCAAGAAAAAGGUAGCUUAUGUAGCAAGUGUGUUUGAUCCAAUUAUUGUGUGAAAGUUGGAUGAACUUUAUCGACAAACUCAUAUGGAAACACUUACUUACUACGCAGGCUAAGGAAAAGGAUACCAGUGUACAUGUAUGCAGUACGUUAUCAUAACAAUAUCCUUGGAAUUGUGGUUUCUGUAAGAUGACUUUGUGUCCAUCAUUCAAGAGAUACAGUGGUGAACUGAAAGUCGUAUACUUUUUUCGUUUACAUGCAUAGUAGCUUGUUUUAAAAAGUUAUCGGAAUGACCCUGGAAGCAACAGGCUUAUAUUGGUAUUUCAUUGAGAUGCUGACUGAGACCCUUAUUUGAAAAUCUGAAAAUUUGCAGCGAAAAGUUCAAGUCUCCAAUUUCAAGUUGGAAAGAAACAAACAAGAAUGAGACUUUGAGAGUUACAAGAAAAGUUUUCUAGAUUUUAAAGCUGGAUCUAGAACCAUGAUUUCUUAACCCAUUUGCCAUCACUUAAUAAGUAAGUGUAACAAUUAUUAUACCAUGCAUGUUUGAAAAGUGCUGCUGCCUAGUUAGUGAAGUGGCAUAAUAAGAAAUGUAAGAAAACAUUGGAUUUUUUGCAAUUUUUUAAUUUACUGAUUGGCUACAUAACUGCUGUAUUAAGAGUGAAAGAGUUAAGAUAUAAAUAGGAAGUAAUGUUAUGUAGGGCCUCUUCAAGGCCGACAGAAGUUGAUUGAUGUUGUGGUGGAAAUAUACAAGGGUAGUUGGUCUUAGUUUUACUUUGCAGGGCCACGUUGUUCAAAGCUGGGUUAAGAUAACCAGGGUUAGUGCGAAAUUUGAAUUUAGAUAUGAAAGCUUAAGAUGCAAAUUCAGUUUUAAAAUUCUUUUAGUGUACAAUUUGAUGAUUGGACGCUCUAAAAAGAAUAGUCGAGAGAAAAUUGUCCAAGAAAAUGCUUCUGAUGAAAAAAAAAAGAGACCCAGGU
Messenger RNA from Porites lobata, 4024 nucleotides. The record is from the annotation of a GenBank genome assembly. NCBI's taxonomy places the organism in Eukaryota, Metazoa, Cnidaria, Anthozoa, Scleractinia, Poritidae.